This is a messenger RNA of Tetrahymena thermophila SB210, 1068 nucleotides long. RefSeq lists its product as hypothetical. The record is from RefSeq and is a predicted model, not a curated record. The transcript has a single exon. Lineage: Eukaryota; Ciliophora; Oligohymenophorea; Hymenostomatida; Tetrahymenidae.
AUGAGAAAAGAAAAAAAUUAAUAAAAGUAAUAGGACUUUAUACUUAGAAUUAAUUAAUUAUUCAUUGGAUUAGCAAAGAAAGCUUUAAAUUUCUACUACCUAAAAAAUUUUUUAAGCAUAAUAAAUUUACCCAAAAAAAAUAAGUCAUCAAAAAAAAAAAAAGACAAAAAAUCAAUAUUGAUUAAUAAUUCUUUGAUAUUUCCCUAAUAUUUCGCGAAAAAGUAGUAAACAUACAAAUAGAAUACUCCUACCAUACAUACAAAAUAUUAAUUAAAAACAAAAAAAAUAUAAAAAAACAAAUAAACAAAUAAACAAACAAAACUCAGACAGACAGACAAACAAAUAGAAUUCAAUUAAUUAAAAAAAAUGGACAAAUUAAAGAGCGAGUAUACAAACUUUAGAGAGAGGAUAUUUUGCUAGGAUAUUGAUGCCUCUAAGAUUAAGCAAUUUAGCGAUAGAAUAAAGCAGCAGCUCACAUCGAAUGAGAGCGAAAGAUAUCCUUUUGAAGUGAUUUCCCUCUUGGAAAGUAUGUACAAUCAUAACAAAUCAAUUAAUACAGGAGCUGCUCCAACUUUGGACACUGUCCAUUUGUUUGAUCUAAACCUUACUUUAAAUUAACUUUAAUCACUGAAAAGAUGCAUUUAAAAGCUUGAAUAUCCUCAACAAAUACUAGAUUCUCUCAACUUUUUGUUUUCAUUUAUGUUUUCAGAUGACAAUAACAAGCUUUUUUUGAUCAACUGCAAAAUAAUUAAUGACAUUCUUGUCAAAUACAAAAAGACUCUUAAGCUAAAGAACGAAGAAUACCAGCUAAGAUCGAUCAAAUAAAUUGAACUUUUGCUUGAAUAUGGCAAAAAAAACAACUCUCCUCUACUAACUCACCAUUUAGAAACUAACGGAAUUAGUAAACUGUUGAAAUAACUAUCAACUAGCUCAGAAGUUUAGACUGAAAUCAAGUAAUAGUGCUCUGAAUUGCUACAAAAGUAUUUCAAUAUUGAAAUUGAUUCAGAAGAUUUCGACAGUGAAGAUCAAAGCAGCAAUAAUAGCUAAGAAAACUAUAGCCAAAAUUGA